AUGACAAAGUUGGGCACCUGUUCAUUCCGUUUGCAAGCUGUUGAGAUAGCCUUCUUGCCAAUGCAUGGCGACUGUAAACUCCAACAACAGUUGGAUUGUGACAUUGCGGCAUUGCUGUUUGGAAUGUCGCCCAUCUUUUGUCUGCAUCUCCCAGUGUACGUGAUUGCAGGCCAGAUUGUCUGGCUGGCACACAACGUGCAGCCUGUUUGCCUCCCUUGCUGCUCUGACUGUACUGUAGUCCACAGAGCUGCCAGGUGUUCAGUUGUGCUUUAUGGGUUGCUGAAGCUGUCAAAGUUUGCAGCUGCUGAACAUAGUUUGGGAACCGCCUGGGCAGGGCAAUGA
Messenger RNA from Ostreobium quekettii, 342 nucleotides. Lineage: Eukaryota; Viridiplantae; Chlorophyta; Ulvophyceae; Bryopsidales; Ostreobiaceae. The record is from the annotation of a GenBank genome assembly.